AUGUCGGGGCCUGCGGAAGACAAGCGGCAGUCCGCGGAGAUGGUGUUCGACGCCGAUGACGUGUCAGGCUGCUACGACUCUGUCAUGCACCACAACCGCGAGGCCAUGAAAGUGCUUCUGGAGCGAUACGAGGAUUCUUUCUUUGCGGUCGAGAACGGUGCCCAGCGUGCGGAUCGCCAGUGGUUGGACGUCGGCUGUGGUCCCGGAAAGUUCACCAAGAACUAUUUGCUCCCACACGCUCCUUCGUCCUUGCAAAGACUGGUGGCGGUCGAUAUCUCACAGGCCAUGCUGGAUCACGCCGCAAGAAACCAUGCACAUCCGAAGAUAGCGUACCGCCUUCUCGACAUCGCAAACGACAAAGCCGUGUCCGCGUUUGCCGAGCGCGAAGGUCUCUUCGAGCGCGUAUGCUGCUUCCUGACGCUGCAUUGGAUCCGCGACAAGGCGGCCGCCCUCCGGAACCUGGAGCAUCUCACGGCCCCCGGGGGAGACUGCUUGGUGGUGUUCAACCCGCGCGUCGCACUGCAGCAGGUGUUACGUGCCAUGAUUGGGUCCGGCAAGUGGAAAAGACACGAACACGUGAGUGACGCGCCUAGAGGCUAG
Dermacentor albipictus is the source of this 600-nucleotide messenger RNA. RefSeq lists its product as uncharacterized. Gene Ontology annotation, molecular function: S-adenosylmethionine-dependent methyltransferase activity. The record is from RefSeq and is a predicted model, not a curated record. Lineage: Eukaryota; Metazoa; Arthropoda; Arachnida; Ixodida; Ixodidae.